Messenger RNA from Anopheles coustani, 2905 nucleotides. Its product is annotated as ATPase family gene 2 protein homolog A. The transcript is spliced from 3 exons. The coding region runs from base 1 to 2400 and encodes 799 amino acids. Gene Ontology annotation, molecular function: ATP binding; ATP hydrolysis activity. The record is from RefSeq and is a predicted model, not a curated record. Lineage: Eukaryota; Metazoa; Arthropoda; Insecta; Diptera; Culicidae. Gene Ontology annotation, cellular component: cytoplasm.
AUGCCACCGAAAUCAGCGAGCAAAAAGGAAAAACCAACGUGGUGGAACUGUGAAAAAUGUAAAACGUAUUUUCUAACAUCGGAACUAACCAAACACCAGACAGAUGAGUGUGGUAAUUUGGAAGGACUGAGUGGGUAUGUCGAACCGAGCGGAGCUUUCCAUUGUCGGAAGGUGGAGAUCGGCAAGCUGUCUUCGUACGAGGAAGUGAAACCGUGUACCGAUUCUCAACGGUAUGGUCUGGCGCUUCUGCCCAUUGGUAUUGUGAGGUGUCUGGGAUUGUCGACGGGCGACUAUGUUACGAUAGAGGUAACCGAAGGCAUCGAGAGAAAGCCCGUGGGAUCGGUGGUCCGAACUGUGUGGCCUGUUGAAGAUCGUGUUGGAGCGAAAGUUGCUCUUGAAACACUAGAUGAUAUAGAUGCACUGAAAGUACCGGCCCGCGACAUGAGAGUGAAAGUGUAUGCCAUCAGGGGAGAACAGUUGGAAGAUGCUGUUGAGAUUUUCCUCCACUUAGAAGAUCCUUCCCAAGCGAAGAUGUUUAGUAAAAAUGGAAAAUUUCUUUUCACCUGCUUGAAAAAUCAACUUCUUGAAAGCGUGAUUUUCACAAACAAUCCAAUUACUUUAAACGUAUGCAAUAAGAAGUUCCGAUUUCGGGUAGAUGAUACUCAAACGCAAGCGGUUAAUGAUGGCAUGGAACUAGCAGAUCAUUUGUCAAGACUACGCAUUGGAAGCCGUAUGCUUCGCAUUAUAAGAACCACAAAGCUGGUGUUACGAGAUGAUUCACAAGAGGUUGAACAGAAGCAUAAGCGUCGGGUACACAACCUGUCCCAUAUCGGCGGUUUGGAUAACACAAUUAACGAGAUGAAAGAGCUAAUAGAAAUGGCAUUUGGCAUCAAGUCCACAACAGCUUCCAGCGAACGUCCCCCGCACGAUUUUGGCCCGAUAUGUCGUGGGCUUCUACUAUACGGUGUGUCAGGCAUUGGCAAAACGAUGCUUGUUAACGCAUUGGCCACACACUACCAGUGCCACGUGAUCAGACUGAAUAGCUCGGAAAUGUUCAGCAAAUUCUACGGCGAAUCGGAAGCAAAUGUAUCACGCCAAUUUAUGGAGGUGUUUGACGUUCAUCCUAAACCCGCGAUGGUAAUCGUGGAAGAACUGCACAACCUUUGCCCGAAAAGCACAUCGACUGACAUUGUGAAACGGAUGUCACAACACUUUCUCAACCUCCUGGACAGCUUGCAUGGAAAUGCUCGUGGCAAUCGUGCGAUUGUUAUCGGAACAACGGAUAACAUUGACAGUAUCAAUCCAUUGCUGCGCCGUGGUGGACGUAUGGACUAUGAAUUUGAAAUUCCAGUACCUGAUGCGAUCGCUCGAGCUGCCAUACUUGCAGGUAUUCUUGCCCGCCAUAACCAACAGUUGGCUAGUGAAGCGGUGCAGACGGUCGCUCGUGUUACGCACGGUUACGUGGGAGCCGAUCUAGAAAAUUUGGUCUCAAAAGCAGUUUCAUUAUCCAAAACGGCCGUUAUCGAUGAGGCAUCCUUGAUGGCGGCCACGCAGCACGUGAAAGCGAGUGCGAUGCGAGAAAUAUUGAUUGAAUGUCCUAAUGUGCGGUGGAGCGAUAUCGGAGGACAAGAGGAGCUGAAACUGAAACUCCGCCAGAUCAUCGAUUGGCCCAUUCACCAUCCGGAACUGUUCAUCCGGCUCGGUAUUAAGCCACCGCGAGGCCUUCUUAUGUUCGGCCCACCGGGCUGCUCGAAGACGAUGAUAGCGAAGGCAAUCGCAACGGAAAGUCGCAUCAAUUUCCUGUCCAUCAAGGGUUCCGAACUGUUUUCCAUGUGGGUCGGUGAGUCGGAACGAGCGGUGAGGGAUUUAUUCCGUCGGGCGCGGCAGGUAGCACCGUCAAUUAUAUUCUUCGAUGAAAUCGAUGCCAUAGGCGGUGAAAGAUCCGGAGAUACCGGCAGUUCGGUUAAGGAGCGAGUUCUCGCUCAGCUUCUCACCGAGAUGGACGGUGUGAGUACGCUGAAGGACGUGCGGAUUGUGGCCGCAACGAAUCGACCGGAUCUGAUUGACCGAGCUCUGAUGCGUCCGGGACGUUUAGAUCGCAUAGUUUACGUUCGACUGCCAGACGAAGCGGCAAGGAGAGAAAUUUUCCGUAUCAAACUAAAAACUAUUCCCACGGCGAUGGAUGUCAACGUGGAAGAACUGGUUCAACGUACUGCCGGGUGUUCAGGAUCCGAAAUUGAAGCCAUCUGCCAGGAAGCGGCUUUGCGAGGACUGCAAACCUCCUUUAAUGUGGAAGCGAUCGAAUGGUCUCACUUUGAGUAUGCUCUGUCGGUCGUCCGUCCACGCACCAGUACCGAAUUGUUACGUCUGUACGACGAGUAUUUGAUGCAACAUCAAUAAGAGGUUUUGCAAAGAAUAAGAAUCCCAGCAUACCCAAUUAAUCAUCCGAUGGAAUUGAGAUAUAUUGCGAUGAAAUAAAUUUCAUCUUGAGUGGGACGAUUUGAAUACAUCUUCAUUAGACGGGUGGUGUGUUAACUUCCGAACAAUUCUACCAUUUGGAGCAGAGGGCUGAAACGACAAACAUUCGAAUGUUUGUUCCCAGGCAUCGUACGGCGUAAGCAAAGAAGAGACGAAACGUUUUAGCACCUUUGGGGUGUCUAUGUUUACGCACGCUGCACCCGAAAUGAAAAGAACGAAAGUAUUCUGGAAACCGUUGGCAGUUAGAAUACAGCGAAGCGCAGACAAGGUGGCCUACGGCGAGUGACAAGUGUAGCUGUGCGUUCUGAAGCUGACGUCGAGGAUCACCGAUCGCUGCUUCGCCCAAGUGAAGGGGAGAGAGUUUGAUGGAGUAAGGAUGAGAGUGAAAAUGAAGGAAGAAAAUUUCCAAGUGAAUUAAAAGGCAAUA